AUGGGCAAUAACAAUCCCCCGUGGCUGGACAGCCUAACGGACGACUGGGACCCCAUCCCUGGUACUCCAAGUCCAGUUCCGGCUCGAUCCAUUAACCAUUCCCGCCAAUCCAGUACUCAGGACUCUCCCAGUCGCAUUCCUAUUCCCGCUCGCCACCGUUCCGUUGAGCAGUCUCCUGCGGAUCCCAAGAAGAAGGUUACCCGACCGUGCCAUUUUAUCAAGAGAGAACCGCCUACACCCAAACGCCCUCGCACACCCCGAACGCCGGCGAAGCGAACCCCCGUGACCAAGAAUAACAGCCCCAGGUCUAGAAGCAGUACUAAGCCGGCGAGAACUCCGAAGUCUGGAACGAAGAAAAGCCCGAAACCCAUCCCGUCGUCCAAGUCGAAACCGACGUCAGACAGUCCGAAACCGAAUGUGCCCGCUGCGCGUAAACACCUCCACGCAAUAGACACGCGCUCGCCCUUGCGGUCGGUAUCGAACGUUUCCAGCCAAUCUAGUCAGCCUAGUCAGCAGGGUACGGUGCAAGUUCGGCCAAAGGAUAACAACAAGACGCGAGAGUCGACCCCAGAAUGGCGCAAGAGAUUGGUACACGGUGAACUGCCCACGGGCGAGCAACGCGAUUUGUUUGCACCCAUUGGGUUGGAGAGCGUCUUCAAACCUCCCACACCAGGCUCUGAGGCGGCGCGACACAACAAGGUUCCUAUGUUUAAGCAAUCGACAGAUAUUUGGAAUUUCAACGAGGGCAGCGAAACGAAUAUGCACAAUCCCGACAUGGACAAUGCCAAUGAGGGCCGUCGGGAAGACACUGGUGACUCAAAGGGCAAGGAUCCAGCUUUGCAGGAUAUAAAGCGCGACAAAGCCAGCAGUCCACGCGCAUCCCCAGAAGACGCGUUAAAGGCCAGCAACAGUGGGGGGCAACAAAAUCGUAAUGCAAAUCAUUCUUCUCUUGACAACACUCAACUACGCAGUGUGAGUGGCUUGGAAGAUCUCCGGAAUGAAGGUAUCACUCCGAUUACUUUCUCGCGGUCGAAUACGCUAGACGGCAACGGAACGUCCGAAAUUAUAAAGUCGGCUUUGAAGCAAGUCACAGACAAGCUGGAGGGUCUCUCGUUGCGUGCUGGAGACCGUCCCGGUUCCAGAGCGAGCGAUAGCGCGCUGUUACAUCCGCAGAGCGAGGUUCCGGCAGAGGCUUUACCGCCAGGAAAUGAAUUGCUGGAUGUGACGAGCAACUCAUUACCUCAAGAUCUUUCUAUGGGCACCUUGGGUGCCUUUGCCCGUUUUCGCCGCACAGAUUUCUUAGGUGAAGGAUCCCUGCUCAAGCCACGCCUUACUCCGUCGCCCCUUCCUUCCCAGCGUCUCUCCCCGCAAGCACUCUGGAACUCGCGCAUCCGAAGCUCACCUCCAUUCUACUUCAAAACGAAUCCGUUAACAGAUCCACCCACGUUACCAAAGCCAUCGUCACCCCAUAGCGAAAACUCUGCGACCGAACGCUCUGCGGAGGGCAAAGUCGAGGGCAUGCCGUCGUCCGGCAGCCCCUUGAAACUUUUUGGAAACCAUGAUACUUUCACGAACAACAAACUUCUUCGACGGAUGAGUCAAUUCGAGGAAACCUUUGGUCACCCGUCCGAUGAGGACGAACCGGUAUCGCCUUCAGAGGAGGCUCGACGGAAGGGUGAGAACCGAAGCCUGUUGAGCGUGAAACCCGACAGAUCAUCUUCAAGGCGUUCAAGAAUCAGAGGGACAAACAAUCCCAAACUUAAUCGCUUCGGGGAUGGCGGUCUGGAUCAUUUCGAUUUCUCUGAUACAAGCCCUUACGAACCCAAGCUGCUGUACCACGAGAUGCCAGAUUCUGACUACCGCCCCUCUUCACAAAGGAGAUUCUCUAUUUCUCACCGGCAAUAUCGACGGACCUCACUUGACGAUCAUGACCACGAGCACUCUCCAGAUCACCUGUCGUCCGCAGACGACGAUUCUUUAGACUACGGCGAACUUAAUCACAGAUCGAAGAUACCUUCGACGGAGAAGAACCCAAAGAGGCGUAGGACUAUCCUGAAAUCAGGUAGUCCGGAUUUUGAAGAUGAAGGUGGUCGUAAUCUGCCAGGUCGGACUGAUAAUCUUUCGUUGUUGCAAAAAAGCUUAAUGCAACACGGCAUCGACGACAGUGACGAGAAUCAUCUGAAUCAAUCCAGCUCGCAGCAAAGACCACGAACACCUAGCAACUCACAGUCGUCCACGCGAAAGAGAUCCUCGUCGCACUGGCACCACCCUAAUGAUACCCACAUUGGCGAAGAGUCGCCGUCAGAUAUGGCCGUUCCUAGAGUUCAAGUGACUGGCGUCAACGACGAGGUGCGCAGAGGCUCAAUUACCACUCAGGAUUACCUCAACGAAGCCACAAGAGUCAUGGAUAUGAUCCGAUCAAAGGGUAGAACCACAGGUGGGCUAUCAAGUGUGGAAGAACUUGAUAUGGAAGGUGAAGAAGAUGACGAUAGCUACGAUGAUAAUGAUGAUGAUGAUGAUGAUUCCACUCGAGAAGAGUUCUCACGUCCCCCGAGUCGGGAAGGCGUCGAUCUGCGUAAGCUCAGAGAGCCCAACGAGCCCAAUCCGCGCGUCAUGAGCUACCUGAAGAAGUUCCAAGAAAACGAUGAUCCAGAAUUUGGAGUCAGUACAUCUGUUGCAUCGCUCCACCUAGGUGAUGAUCAGCAGCCAGGAUCGCCAUCCCGAGACAUUCCUCAUGACUUCGAUGCGGACAGAGUUGAGCGAAACCAGAAUGACGACCAGCAGGAACAUAAGCAUUCGGUAGGGUCAGUCGACGAGGAAGGUGGCCAUGUUACUAUCAACACACAAAUGUCGUCCAAGAGCAUUCCCACUGGUUCAUCGCAGGGCUCGUAUGCGAAAGGCGUCCUGUCUUCCGACGUGGUGUCGCACUUGAUUCCGGAACAAGUCAACGGUCUCACUUACGACCGCUUCAGACAGAAGUGGGUCAAGGAGAAAGCGAAACAAGCACCUGAGAAGCCAAAAGGCGAAGAUAGCGAGGAUGAUCCGUUCAGGGAUAUUCCCGACCUCAGCGUCGACGAAUUGCAGGAGAUGAUGCGAAUGCAGUCCAGUUCUCCGACUAAGACUGACGAUGGCCGGCCGGCCGAGGAAGCUAACGACCCCCAGAGUCCACUCAGUGCAAAACGGUCACAAACCCGCGAUCGAGCACCAUCGGUUAUCGCCAGCACUAUUGAGUCAAAAGCAUCCCGUUUUGCAUCCACUGACCUCGACUCCGGCACCAGGGCUACAUCAUGGGAUACUGAUCAACACAGAAAUGGAGAAACCACAAGUGAGGUUGAGCACGAGAUCAAAUUGCAUGAGGGGCGUCUAUCGAAGCCUCCUCGCCGUCAGAGAGCUUCCAAUCAACAAGCUCGAGCAGUUACCGUUAACUUCUCCUCGCCUCCUGUCUCUCGUAUCGCAUACAGCGAUGACUACACCCCGACCAAAUACAUGAGUCGGGAGCUAGAUCAAGGAGCCAUUCAAGAGCAAGAGAGCCCGGCUGGUGACACGCGCCCUCAUCAAGAAUCUCAGACUCCCAGCAACCGCUCGACUGGCGAUAGCGACAACGAUGAUGAUGCGUUGUCUGUCAUGCGACGAAGCACCGAGGGAGCCGUGUCUACGCCCCUCAAUGGUCACCAAGAGAAUUCUUUGGUUCGCUUCCAAGAGCCUGGACACGACUCGAGUUAUAGCUUUCAUCUCAGCCCCCUACCAGAUUUCACUGUGCAUCAGAUCGACAAACCGCUGCACCUUGAACUGAGCUAUGUGGCCAACCGCACGAAUCCGACGUCCCUGCGUCAGGUACAUGGGACAUUCGCUUUAGCAACAGAGGACCUUGUCAGACACCUCACUGAAGUCGAGCCUUUCGAGCCGUACUGGGAGCACGUCCGGCGUCUGAUCCUCCGCGACAAGGGCCUCAUCACCCUUCAUAAACUGAACGACUUCUGUCCUCGUCUGGAAGAUCUCGACGUAUCGGAAAAUGACAUCGGUCAACUCAGUGGCAUUCCCGCUACUCUACGCACCCUCAGGAUACAGCGUAACUGUCUCACGAGCCUGACGGCGUGGGGUCACCUGGUCAAUUUGCAGUACUUGGACGUUUCAAACAACGAGCUGGAGAGCUUGGAUGGCUUUGGAAGCUUGAUUCAUCUCCGAGAAAUCAAGGCAAAUGACAAUAAAAUUCGGAAUAUUGACGGAAUUCGCGAACUGAAUGGUCUUUUGAGUCUCAAGUUGAGUAACAACUCCCUGACGUCUGUGGACUUUGAGGGAACUGAAUUGACUCGUCUUAAUGAAUUGGAUCUGAGCUAUAACGUGCUUACGUCCGUUCAAAAUCUGCAUCUCUUGCCAUCCAUCUCCGUGCUCAACCUGAGCUUCAAUCGCCUCACUGAAGUUGAGUUUUCAACGCCUAUGUACAACCUGCGCUCGUUGAAACUCUCAAACAAUAACCUGAGCGCCCUCGAUACUGCUGCGUUGCCUAUCUUAACACUUCUUUACACUGACCAGAAUGCGUUGUCGACGAUAUCUGGCCUUGAACACUGUCACAAGCUGGAAAUCCUUUCUGCUCGGGAGCAGCUAGUCUCAGAGAGAGACAGUGACAAGUACUUUGGCGUCGACCUGGGUCAAGUGAGGGAUAUCCGCAAGGUGUUCUUAUCGUCAAACAAGCUGUCCACACAAAGUGUCUCUCCUUCCGCUCCACUGCUUAGCUUGCAGCUACUUGACAUAGCAUCUUGCAAGCUCGAGACCUUGCCAGCAGAGUUCUCUCUGAACUUUCCUAACCUCAAAGUUCUCAAUCUGAACUUCAACGCGUUGACCGGCAUUACUGAAUUGGCGGGUAUGAACUGUCUUUCCCGAUUAGCGGUUGUCGGAAACCGCAUUACAAGAAUGCGACGACUUUGCCAGGCCUUGAGCUACAUAGGGAGGACGAGCAGAAACAGCGCCUGCUCGCUUCAAAAGGUCGACAUCAGGGGUAACCCUCUGACUGUCAGAUUCUAUCCACCACCUGUCACGGGAAGUGGUAAAUCAAUGGAGAACAAGAAGUUGCACGGCAAGGAAGCAGAUCGCGAGCGUGGCCGUCCCCAAGCCAAAACUACUCUCGACCUCCGCGCUGCCCUGGCUGACAUGAGCCAGAAUCAAAGCGAGGGCAUUCCUCACCCAACUCUAUGGGGCGAAAUAGAUGGCGAGGUAGAGGACAUGGAUUUGGACGCAGACGUAGACAAGGACCGCGAUGUUGAAAUCAACGAUCCUUACACCCUGCCCACUGCAGACGCUGAGGCGGACACGAAGUAUUUUUCUCAUUUGGAUGAGUCAACGCGGCUACGACGAAGGAUUGUUGAACUUAUGAUUUACGCUGGAACGGGCGGCUCGGUUAAAUACCUGGACGGAUUGGAGUUACGGCCGAUGCUCGAACAGGGAUCGGAUAUGCAUCAUGCUUGGACGAAACUGGAGAAACUGGGCGUGUUGAGGAGAAAGGCGAUUACGGACUAA
This is a messenger RNA of Aspergillus chevalieri, 5514 nucleotides long. RefSeq lists its product as uncharacterized. Gene Ontology annotation, molecular function: protein binding. Bases 1 to 5514 code for a protein of 1837 amino acids. The transcript has 2 exons. NCBI's taxonomy places the organism in Eukaryota, Fungi, Ascomycota, Eurotiomycetes, Eurotiales, Aspergillaceae. The record is from RefSeq and is a predicted model, not a curated record.